Rhododendron vialii is the source of this 465-nucleotide messenger RNA. RefSeq lists its product as uncharacterized. The transcript has a single exon. Lineage: Eukaryota; Viridiplantae; Streptophyta; Magnoliopsida; Ericales; Ericaceae. The record is from RefSeq and is a predicted model, not a curated record. The coding region runs from base 1 to 465 and encodes 154 amino acids. Gene Ontology annotation, molecular function: nucleic acid binding; RNA-DNA hybrid ribonuclease activity.
AUGGAAGUGGCAAUCGAAAUUGGUAUAGAGAAAUUGGAAGUGGUGGGAGAUUCCAACCUGGUAGUGUCACAGGCCAAUGGCGAUUGGAAAGUCAAAGAAGAAAAACUAAAGCCAUACAAUCAAGAUCUUGAGGAUCUCAUCCCCCAUUUCAACAAGGUGACUUUCACUCAUGUACCGAGGUUCGAAAAUCGAUUUGCAGAUGCCUUGGCAACUUUGGCAUCCAUGGUCGAAAUCCCUCUCGGUGUGAAGCUGAGGCCUAUUGUGAUCGAACAAAGGGAGACACCGGUAUACCGGCAUGUCAUGGUUGUGGAUGAGCCCGAUGAUGGUCACCCUUGGUAUUAUGACAUUUGGAGAUUUGUGAAAAUAGGAGAAUACCCCAUUGAAGCUAGCAAGAAAGACAAAAUCGCCCUCCAAAGGAUGGCAGCUCAAUACAUCAUCUACGGAGGAAAUCUAUAUCGAAGGUAA